Adineta steineri is the source of this 858-nucleotide messenger RNA. Lineage: Eukaryota; Metazoa; Rotifera; Eurotatoria; Adinetida; Adinetidae. The record is from the annotation of a GenBank genome assembly.
AUGUGGACUCUUUCAGCUUUUUCAGACGAAGCCGGUGCUUCGUGCGACGAACAAAUUAGUGCAGCGAAACGUGCCGGUCUUUCACGCAUUGACAUUCGUAGUAUUGAUGGCUUUAAUAUUACGACAAUGCCUCUUGAAAAUGCAAAGACCAUUAGAAAUAAAUUGGAUGAUGCCGGAAUUUCCGUACAAAUGUUCGGUUCGCCGAUCGGAAAAAUCGAUGUUCUGGAUGAUGUAGAAAUUGAUAUUGAUAAAUUGCGGCAUCUAGCAGCCCUGGCACCGAUAUUCAAUUGUAAUUCAGUUCGCAUUUUCUCUUACUAUAACAAAACGAAAAUCUCACAUGUCGAGUGGUGCAAUAAGUCACUAUCAAACCUUACACGUUUACGUGAUGAAGCUGAAAAACUUGGCCUAGUACUUUAUCACGAGAACGAACGCUAUAUUCACGGUGAUCGGGUAGCGGACGUGAAAGAGAUUGCAAAUCUUCGCAGCGCAAACUUCAAAACGAUUUUCGACUUUGACAACUACCAACAGAGCGGUGAAGAUGUUUAUAAAGUCUGGCAAAGUCUGGCGGAUCAAACUGAUAGCUUCCACCUGAAAGAUUCGACCUCCGAGAAUAUGCAUGUUCCUGUUGGACUCGGAAACGGACAGGUCGAGAAGAUUUUACGCGACGCCGUUGCUCAAAACUGGAAGGGUCCAGUCGCUGUUGAACCACAUCUGUCUCACUCCGAGGCUGUCGUUCUGACAGGUCCAAGCGGUAUUGUGAACGAAAGUUACGCCAAUAUGCCUUCCGCUGAGAGUUUCUAUCUCGCAGUUGAAACGGCGAAGAGACUUCUGAAUAAAAUUGGAGUUAAAUGGAACUAA